This is a messenger RNA of Phyllopteryx taeniolatus (common seadragon), 5109 nucleotides long. RefSeq names its product protein diaphanous homolog 3-like. NCBI's taxonomy places the organism in Eukaryota, Metazoa, Chordata, Actinopteri, Syngnathiformes, Syngnathidae. The coding region runs from base 183 to 3959 and encodes 1258 amino acids. The record is from RefSeq and is a predicted model, not a curated record. Gene Ontology annotation, biological process: actin filament polymerization; actin cytoskeleton organization. Gene Ontology annotation, molecular function: actin binding; microtubule binding; small GTPase binding. The transcript is spliced from 31 exons. Gene Ontology annotation, cellular component: cytoplasm; actin filament.
UCGACUCAAACGAUCAAAUUUUAUACCCUCUUUGCGCGGGUCUGUCAAAAAGUACUGUAUCGUUGUGUAGGCAACAUUUCAGUUCAUGGUGGUCGUAGUUACUUUACUUUUCCAUAAUUAGAAGACAAAAGGCCAUAUCUACAGAGAAACUAUAUGUCCAACGCCUUCCCCAGGUCAACAACAUGGACACUUACGGUCAGCGGUUUGAAGCCACGUCGGGACGAGACGGUAAAUCUCAUAAGAAGAAGGCUUCCUCCUCCCACCUCGGUACGCCAUGCUCCGAAGAAGGAGACCGCAAACCCAAGUUUCACCUGCCAUUUAGAAAUCUCACUGAUGACGUGCUGGACAGAUUUGCAAGUAUUCGGAUCCCGGGUAGUAAAAAGGAGCGGCCAGCGAUACCCCAUUCUAAACACAGUACUACUGAUUGGUCUGUAUUUUCAUCAUCCAGUUCCCAGUUUGAGGAACUUUCAUCAAAGAUCACUUCAGAAAAGGAAAUAUUGGCACUGUUCGAAAAAAUGAUGGAGGACAUGAACUUGAAUGAAGAAAAAAAGACUCCCCUGAGAGACAAGGACUUGAAUACAAAGAGAGAAAUGGUCAUCCAGUAUGUUUGUACUUCUUCAAAAGCGGGUAGCUUGAAAAGCAGCUAUCAGAUAUCUCCUCAGGAAUUCCUGGGAGAACUUAAGUCAGGGGUGAUGGAAGAACGCCUAUUUGGUUGCCUAGACUCACUGCGUGUCUCACUUACCAGCAAUCCUGUCAGUUGGGUGCAAAGCUUUGGUCAUGAGGGUCUUGGACUGCUCCUUAAUAUAUUGGAGAGGUUGCUGUCCAAGAAACAGCAGGAGAGGAUCGACAAGAAGAACCAACAUAAGGUUAUCCAAUGUCUAAAAGCCUUCAUGAACAACAAGUAUGGCUUGGAUAGAAUACUUGGCGAGGAGAGAAGUCUUACAUUACUAUCAAGAGCAAUAGAUCCCACACAAUCCGCUAUGAUGACUGAUGUGAUGAAGCUGCUGUCAGCCAUCUGCAUUGUGGGCGAAGACAACAUUUUGGAGAAGGUUCUUGAAGCCAUCACCACAGCUGGGGAAUGGAGAGGCAUUGAGAGAUUUAAUCCCAUCGUGCAAGGACUACGAGAUCACUCGGUGCAGUUACAAGUGGCAUGCAUGCAGUUCAUCAAUGCGCUUGUGACAUCACCUGAUGAGCUCGACUUGAGGCUGCACAUCAGAAAUGAAUUUAUUCGUUGUGGCCUUAAAGCCAUUUUACCGCAACUGUCAUCUGUGAGGAAUGAGGCCCUUGACAUUCAGCUCAAGGUGUUUGAGGAACACAAAGAAGAGGACAUGAUGGAGUUCUCUCAUAGGCUGGAAGACAUCAAAAGCGAGCUGGAUGAUGCGGGGGACGUGUUCAGUAUUUUGCUGAAUAUGGUGAAGGACAGCAGUGCAGAAAACUAUUUCAUCUCUAUAUUGCAGCACUUGGUCCUCAUUCGCAACGACUACUUGGUCAGGGUUCAGUACUUUAAAAUCAUUGAGGAGUGUGUAUCUCAAAUUGUUCUGCAUCGUACCGGAACAGAUCCAGACUUCAGUUAUCGUAAACGUCUUGAUGUGGAUUUCAGCCACCUCAUAGAGCUUUGUGUAGAUAAAGCAAGAUUUGAGGAGUAUGAACAAAGAGCUUCGGAGCAGGCAGAAAAGCUUGAUGAAGAGUUUUUUAAACGACAGGAGGCCCAAGCUCAGCUGGUUAAGGGUGAAGAAAAGAUAGCUGAGCUUCAAGCCGAGCUGCAGGCUUUCAAGUCUCAGAGUGCAGCUGUACCAAUGGUUUGCUGCGUUGCAGAGGAGUUGUCUUCUUCAUUACCCUGUGGGCUUUCACCCUCUAACCCAGCAUCUGGGUUGCCAGUUCCUCCUCCUCCUCCUCCACCACCUCCUCCUCCAUUACCUGGUUGCCCUGCACCCCCUCCUCCACCUGGAGUGCCUCCUCCAUUUGGUGCCCCUCCUCUACCCCCAUUAGGAUUUGGAUGUGGUUCAGUCUUGUCCACUUGCCUUGCCCUGCCUUUUGGCCUCAGACCGAAGAAGGAGUUCAAGCCAGAGAAUUCCACAAAGCGCCUGAAUUGGUCCAAGAUCCAUCCCCAGGAAAUGUCACAGGGGUGCUUCUGGGUGCUCGCAGAUGAUGACAAAUAUGCAAAGCCUGAUUUGCUUAGCAGAGUUGCUCUCACAUUUGGUUCACAAAAAGCAGAUUCUGAAGAUAGUACAUCAACUGAGGAGCCACCAAAAAGAGAAGAGGAGGAUCUGGAUGAUAAAAAAUCCAUUAAGAAGCGAAUUAAAGAGCUGAAGGUGCUUGACCCCAAGAUUGCGCAGAAUCUAUGCAGUAACGCGUCACAUUGCUUGUUACUCAAAACGGCGGCCAUUUUGGAAGCAUCACUGGAGGUGAUGAUGGGGGUUGGCAUCUCUGGAUAUGCAAUCACAUGUAGAGCCAUUUUCCUGGGUUCUUUCCGCAUGCCUUACAAAGAAAUUCGCCAAAUGAUAUUAGAGGUUGAUGAAGAGCAGCUAACUGAACCAAUGAUACAGAACCUUGUGAAACACUUACCUGAGCAGGAGCAGCUGAAUGCAUUGGCUAAGUACAAGAAUGACUAUCCAAAUUUGUCAGAGCCGGAGCAGUUUGGGGUUAUAAUGAGCAGCGUAAAGCGGCUUCGCCCACGACUCAACCAUAUCCUCUUCCGACUGCAGUUUGAGGAGCAGUUAAACAAUCUGCGUCCAGAUAUUCUAGCUGUAAAUGCAGCUUGUGAUGAAGUCAGGGCGAGCCACUCCUUUGGCCGCUUGCUGGAGCUUGUGUUGUUGCUGGGCAAUUACCUGAACGCAGGUUCCCGAAAUGCCCAGUCAUUCGGCUUUGACCUCAGUUCCCUCUGCAAGCUAAAGGAUACUAAGUCGGGUGACCAGAAGACCACCUUGCUCCAUUUCCUGGCGGAAAUAUGUGAGGAAGAAUUUCCAGAUGUGAUCAAAUUUGCUGAAGACUUCAAACAUGUGGACCGAGCAAGCAGGGUGUCUGCAGAGAAUUUGGAAAAGAGCCUCAGGCAGAUGGAGAGGCAGCUGUUGCAGCUGGAAAGAGACCUCAAGACUUUCUCGUCCCCUGAUGACCCCAGUGACAUGUUCGUCAAUAAAAUGGCUAGCUUCAGCAAGGUGGCACGUGAGCAGUAUGGCAAGCUGGUCACAAUGCAGAGCAACAUGGAGACACUUUACCUGAAUCUUUUGGAGUAUUUUGCUGUUGAUCCAAAGAAAACAUCAGUAGAGGAGCUCUUCACUGAUCUCAGCAACUUCCGUACCAUGUUCACACAAGCACUCAAAGACAACAUGAAGCGUAAGGAGUCUGAGGAGAAACAAAGGAGAGCACAGGCAGCAAAGGAAAAGGCUGAGCGUGAAAAGCAGGAGAGACAGCAGAAGAGGAGCCGGUUGCUUGAACUUAAUGCAGAGAAUGAUGAGACAGGUGUGAUGGAUAGUUUGCUUGAAGCCCUACAGUCAGGAGCUGCAUUCAGAGACCGCAGGAAGAGAGCACCAAGGCCCAGAGAUAACCGGAAGGAGGCCAUCAGCCCCAGCUCUUACCGUCAGGUUCUAAGGCCUGUUAAACAUGAAAACAAGAAUGCACCUUUACUUCGGUCUCGCUCUCGGCUGAAUGUAAAUGCAAGUUCAGCAGUGAUGAAGGCUCCACCCACCAAGGAGUCUGACAUCCAACCGGCUUCAGCGGCACCUGCCAAAGUUGCAGUGUGUUCAGUGACAGGACGCAGGUACAGGAAUAUCCCAGGCCACAGUUAUGGGUCAGAUAGUGAGAGAGUGCUGGUGAGGGAAGACCCUAAACCUUCAGAGAUCAAGAAAGGGGCUGAAGGGGAGCCUCUGGCCUCUCAAAUGUCCUCUCCUGGUACCAUGGUUGGUAGCAGCAGUGGGGAGUCUGAUGUGGAAGCUCUGUUAGCAAAACUCAGGGCCUUGUAGUAGUUAUGUCCUCCAACCUAGAUUAUAUUAAGCCCAUGGCUGUUUUCAAACACUACAAUACAAACAAACAUUUGCUUUGUAAUUUGGACAUAAAUACAAAAUAUGGGUUAGUAUCAUUGAAAGAAAAUAAAUCCUUCAUGAAGUUGAACAGAAUUAGACUUGUAUUAAAACUGUAACAAAUUUGCAUACUUUACCAAAAAAAAAAAGAAGAGUAGAGCACAAUCAACUAAUAACACUAUGGUUUAGAAAAUGACUGCAAGGGGAAAUACAAAGUCUUUGUAUGGUUAAUUAGUUAAAUCAGACCUUUGGCACUGCAAUUUAUGUUCUUGUGUCCAAACAUUCAUUUAAAUCAAACGUGGAAUAUUACUCAGCACUUUCUAAUCCAUGCUUCUGAUUCAGAUUUUCACUUUUAUUCCAUUUCCUGUAUUUGUCUUACAUUUAUGUGUAUUUAUUUUUUUCUCAUGUCAUAUUUGUCAGCAGGCUCUCAUAAGGAUUUAAUCAGAAAUUAUGCGAACAAUUUUGCACUACAUUACAUUUGGACAGUUUUCAACUUAAACUUGUCUUGUUAAACUCGUUUUAGCUCUGUGUACAUAAAAAAAAAAAAACUCCACAGUGACACAGUGUCUUUACCCAACACAUGUCACAGAGUUAUUUGCGGGGGUCCAUAACAUAUUCCAUUAAAUCAAAUGCAAAAAAAACAAAAAACAACUUUGUCCCUUUUCUAAUGAAAGCAACUACUUUGAUAUGAAGUCCUACUUAGUUUUCACAAGAAAAUGCCAUAUCAGUACCGUUCAUAUAAAUGACAUUUAUUUGACAUUUAAAUUCUAAUUAAUUCAUUAUGGAUUAAUCGUCUUUUUUUUCUUCUUCAUUUUAAGCUUUGAGGUUAUAUUUUCCUUAUGUUGUGUACUGUAUUUUCUAUUUAAAAAAUGUGUUUUCUACUUUCCAUGUAACUUGCUAAAGGUAUUUUUCAAGGGAUGAUAAUAAAUUUAGGGGACAAUUGAAAUUUGGUUGAAUUGGUAUGUAGAGGAGGGGACAUUUAUACAGUUGUACAAAUUGUUUAAAAAUAACAUCCAUAAUUUGGAGACAAAAAAAAUAUUAUACUGAAUCUUGAUAUUGUAUGGCUCAAUAAAAUAGUUGGCUGUGUGACUGA